ACAGUAGGUAUGCAUUACCAUUACCCAGCAGGUCAUUCCUCGUGGAUAGCGCCAAAGCUCGACCUAUCUCUGAAUCCAGACACAGAAAGGCAUAAAUACAGUCCUCUGUCAGUCAUGCUGUACUUCUCUACCUGUUUAACGAUUCGACGGGUCGAUGUCGUUUGCCAGACGAUCCACAACAGGUAUAAUGCGUAAGAUGUGCUCAACCGUGUGCAUGAUCACCGUUGUAUAAAUAUUUACAGGCUGGACGGGAUACCUAAACCGCAUCAUCAGCUGGAAACAGUUCUGCCGGGGGAAUUCAAUCCGCGCAGCUCGUAUAAUGGAGUGCACCCGUGGGCCAGACUAAAAGUUGACUUUGGAAUAUCGAAGUUCCAAAAGCAAGAUAAACAGCAUCCAUCUUGCUGCAGUGACAUCAAGGAGUGUGUGAUAACAACAUCAAUUUUUUCCCUGCUUUUCCUUUCCUGGUUGUCAAGCCGACGGCAUGAACUUCUAUCGGCACUGACAUUUUGAUAGACGUUCGCCAUUAGUGAAGUUGGCAUGGGAGUUGUGGUUUGGCAUGUGGAGAGGUAAUGGCAUCCAUUUGUAUAAAGUGAAAAGGGUAAUCUUUACCAAUCAUCUUUGCUACUAGAGUAUUUCAGCUAGCUAUAGUGUUGCAGUCGGUAAUGUGAACUGAGUAAUGUACUUAAUUACCGGCCCGACUGAAAUUGAAACCCACCUAUAUACUCUCUCAUACAUUGUGCCACAGUCAUCAACAGCAGACAAUAAUCAGAGCCAGGCUGGGAAGUCAGGAGCUUUGCAGAGUGACAGUUGUGCUCGAGACAAAACAUGAACUUGAAGACGGUCUUGGAUGUGGACAUUCACAGCAAAUUUAGAGCAGUCAAAACAUUUGUAUUUGACGAGGUUUAAAGCUAGCGUGGAAAGUCUCACCACACAACCUGCACCAUGUUUCUGAUGAGUGCACAUUGAGACUUUACAGGGUGGAGUGUUUGAAGCAGAUUGCGGAUGCAACAUUGGAAGGGAGUAUCUCUGAAAAUAAAAGAGAGGUGGUUAUGAGCAAAAUCAGAGCUGCCUAUUAACAGGUACGUGUUUUGAUCUCACUCAACCAUGAGCGAUCCGUCGACGUUGGACUCGAACUACAGCUAUUAUGAUGUGUACUAUUACGACUACGGCGAUUGUGAUUUCGCCAUGAACUUCACCGCGGAGGAAGCGAUCGAGUACUCGUACGACACUUUGAACGAGCUCUACGUCCGGAUCUUUCUGCCUGUUAUUUUUACAUUGGGAGUUCUCAGUAACCUUGCGUUUCUGUGCGUGGUGUACAAUGUGAAGCGUAUGCGGACUGCCACCAACUGCUGCCUGACCAACCUGGCGGUGGCCGACGUGAUGUUUCUGGUAGGGUCUGUCGGGAGCAAGCUGGUUAAGUACGCCAACAGUCCUGUGUCGAUUGAUGAUAGUUCGCUUGGACGUGCAGGCUGUAUCGUGAUGUACCUCAUCAGCGAUACGGCUUAUAUUUUCUCCUUGGCGGCGAUCACUUUGGUGUCUUUCGAGAAGUUCUACGCCGUGUGCUGUGCCCACCAGGCCCUGGGCGACUCCCGCCGGCGGGUCUUCGUUCGUCUUCUGGUGGCUUCCUGGAUCGUGGCUUUCUGCGUGGCGGCGUCGUUCAUCCCGUGCACCAUGGAGUACGUCACCCUCUGCUCCGGGUGGCCUUCUGAUGAGAGAUACCGGUCCUGGCCCAGUCAGAUCGCCUUCUGCGGGCCGGUGGACGACUGGGCUAUCGUGUACGGUUCCGGUGCUCAAGCUAUACCCUUCCUUCUCAUAUUCCCCGUCAAUGUGUACCUGUAUUUCCGCAUCAUCGUCGGCAUCACCCGAGCCAUCAAAGACACCAGCAUCGCCGGACGGAGACAGAAGAACAUACGCCAGAGAAACCAGAUAGCCGUCAUGUUGAUCGUGAACGGGGCCGUCUUCUUCAUCUGCCUGGCUCCCUUCGAGAUGAUCAGUCUGUUUUACAUGAUCGCGUACUCUCGAGAAGAGCCGGUAUUCAUCCUUCCUGCGGACACACGGCAGAGCCUGACGUCCUCGGCUCGGUUGCUUGCGUACAUCAACGCUGCCAUCAACCCGUUCGUGUACACCUGCAUGAGCGCGCAGUACCGGGACGCGUUCCGCCAGACCUUCGGGUUGGGGUGCUGCAGCCGGCCCGGUACCGACGCCGAGAGGGAGUCGGUCUUCAAACGAAUGCGACGAAUCUCCGUCAAUCUCACGGCGUCGACCUCAGCUGGGGGCAGCAUGAGAAUCUACCAUUCCGUGCGUCCAAGAAAUAUACGUGUCUAGCAUUAUUAACUUAAAAGAAUUAGAUAUAUUUUUUUGUUCAGAACAUGAUUAAAAUGUAUUUAUUUUGGGGGUAUGGAGGGACCACCAGUUUGUGCGAACCAAUGAAGGGAUGAAUUACCACAGAAUCAUGUGAAAAUCUCUCUUGCGCUUGUAAAGAGAAAUAGGCCUAACUAUGAGGUGGAACCUGUUGUAACUUUGAAUGUUUUCAACCUGUGGGCUGCUUUUAAUUCAAAUAAAGAAACCAUAAUAUCUAAACCUGAUGAGAAAUUCCACGUUUCGAUCGGUAUAUGCUGAUCGUCUUCAUAAGUAAAAUGAUGCUUUAGACAACUGUUGCGGUUUUCCCUUUUUAGUCAGUGGGCUUAUGGGGGCCCAUACGCAUUUUAGGUACACAAUUUGAAACUCUCAGGAUCUUUUAUGGAUACCACAAUAUGUUCAAAAUCACUUGAUGCAAAGUUUUCUGACCCUUUUAUGGGCAGGGCCAUGACAUUAAAAAGUGGGGGUUUCGCCAGCAAAAAAAAAUUCCAAUAUUUCACUUUUCUGUUUUCGUAUGUGGACAGCUCACCAAAUUGCAACAUCAUGGGAAGAAAUAAUUCCAGAAUUUUGCCUCUGUUGGGGGUGGGUCCACAUUUUAAAAAAAAAGUGGGGGGUGGCAAAAGGUGUAAACAGAAGUAGCUGUAACAGGAAAUAGUGGUGCGGGUUUUUUUUCACUCCAGUAUAGAGAACGGGCGUGGGCAGAAUGUUUACAUGUCAAAUCGAAAACCUUUUGUUCCCCUAUGGGGGCGUGUCAAAAUUUGUUUCCUAAAAAGGGGGCACACCUUGCAUAUAAACAAAAAAAAACCAAUCUAACCCAUAUUUUGAAUUAUUUUCUAAAGACAUUAAAUAGGCAAACCUAUAACGUCCUUUAAUGCUCAAUGAAAUGUUAGCUGGUAUGUCUUUGUUUUUAAGCGUAAAACAAAAAUCUCGAAAGUGGUAGGAAAAGAGUGAUUUCUCAUGAAAGUCCAAAUUUAUGUCGGUUUUUAGGUCUGAAAUCAGCGAAAUAAUUUAUUUUCUAGUAUACAUCUGUGAACGUAUUUCAAAUUGCUAUUUAUUUAUUUGAUAACUGAAAUUGACACAACAUUAUUUUGAUUGUUCACUCACAUUUACUCAUAUCUGGGGUUUUCCCCUUCCCUUGUAUAUUUCUUUUCUUUUUGGCUUAUUUCACCAUUUUUGCCCAAAUGGACGCCCAUUCCAA
Messenger RNA from Patiria miniata (bat star), 3556 nucleotides. Its product is annotated as neuropeptides capa receptor-like. The coding region runs from base 1105 to 2325 and encodes 406 amino acids. Gene Ontology annotation, biological process: G protein-coupled receptor signaling pathway. The transcript has a single exon. Gene Ontology annotation, molecular function: G protein-coupled receptor activity. The record is from RefSeq and is a predicted model, not a curated record. Lineage: Eukaryota; Metazoa; Echinodermata; Asteroidea; Valvatida; Asterinidae. Gene Ontology annotation, cellular component: plasma membrane.